AUGCAACACUCCACAUUACCAGACGUGGGUAGCUCUUUACUUGCAACAACGCAUUUCAUUCGGCGCGUGUUUCGAGUCUUUCUCGUACAACAAAGACAACCUUUAUUGGGCAAUGGCUUAAUGCUGGUUGAGCUAAGAAUGUGUGGAUUAAUCAAGAACCAAGACCGUACUUCAAGAAUGGCCUAUGCUGCUGAGUGUGGAUAUGUGGAUCAGCAAGGAUGUGGAUCAGCAAGGAUGUGGAUCAGCAAAGAUGUGGACCAGCAAGGAUGUGGAUCAGCAAGGAUGUGGAUCAGCAAGGAUGUGGAUCAGCAAGGAUGUGGAUUAAUCAAGGAUCAAGACCGUACUUCAAGGAUGGCCUAUGCUGCUGAGACGUAUGCACGUGCUACUUGUUGCCGUAAAGAAAACUUUGGGUAUUCUUUGGGUAUUCAACCGGUGGGUGCUGUCGUUCGCUUGAAACUCUGUCAGCUCUUCAAGAAGCAUGGUGUUCAAGAUGACUGUGGAUCUGUGGACAUGUGGAUAUGUGAAUCAGCAAAGAUGUGGAUCAGCAAAACACUCUGGAUAUUUGUGACGAGGCGAUUGACGAGUGGUGCCGAGUACGAGUACGAGUACGAAUGA
Molecule: messenger RNA, 615 nt
Organism: Lichtheimia ornata
Lineage: Eukaryota; Fungi; Mucoromycota; Mucoromycetes; Mucorales; Lichtheimiaceae
Exons: 6
Coding region: 1-615 (204 amino acids)
Source: RefSeq, a predicted model, not a curated record